Molecule: messenger RNA, 416 nt
Organism: Mauremys reevesii (Reeves's turtle)
Lineage: Eukaryota; Metazoa; Chordata; Testudines; Geoemydidae
Product: 60S ribosomal protein L30
Exons: 1
Coding region: 16-363 (115 amino acids)
Cellular component (GO): cytosolic large ribosomal subunit
Molecular function (GO): structural constituent of ribosome; RNA binding
Source: RefSeq, a predicted model, not a curated record
ACGCGAGGCAGCAACAUGGUGGCCGCGAAGAAAACGAAAAAGUCGCUAGAGUCCAUAAACUCAAGGCUUCAACUGGUUAUGAAAAGUGGUAAAUAUGUGCUAGGGUACAAACAGACUCUGAAAAUGAUUCGGCAGGGCAAAGCCAAGUUGGUCAUCCUAGCCAACAACUGUCCUGCUUUGAGAAAAUCAGAGAUUGAGUACUAUGCUAUGUUGGCAAAGACUGGUGUGCAUCACUACAGUGGCAACAAUAUUGAAUUGGGUACAGCAUGUGGAAAAUACUACAGAGUGUGCACACUGGCUAUCAUUGAUCCAGGCGAUUCUGACAUCAUUAGAAGCAUGCCAGAGCAGACCAGUGAGAAGUAAAAGCUGGAGAGCUGUCAUCCCUUCUAUAAUAAAACUGGUUAUAGACUUUUUUU